Silurus meridionalis is the source of this 4990-nucleotide messenger RNA. RefSeq names its product NACHT, LRR and PYD domains-containing protein 3-like. The transcript has 14 exons. The record is from RefSeq and is a predicted model, not a curated record. The coding region runs from base 526 to 3372 and encodes 948 amino acids. Gene Ontology annotation, molecular function: protein binding. NCBI's taxonomy places the organism in Eukaryota, Metazoa, Chordata, Actinopteri, Siluriformes, Siluridae.
UUUGGAUCAGACUGAGGGAUUUGUCAGAGAAACAGUAGAAAGGGUUUUUUCUUCUCUGUGAGAAUUAAAUUCCAGGUGAGGUUUUUAAAGAGAGAAAGAGCUGUGGGAAGACUGUAGUGAAUAUAAGAUGAGAUGUGUUGACAUGUAGAACCUUGUAUAAUGUUUCUUUAAGUAAGGGGAAAUCCCCGGAAGUGGAAGUGAAAGAAGAACAGAGACGCAGAAGCGCAGAAGAACAGAGGAACAGAGGAACAGUUGAACAGCAGAACAGGCGCGCGUUUGCUACUCGUGAAGAUCUGCAUUUAUUCUUCAGAAGAUACAUCACAACCCCUGAGAAAAUGAGUUCAUCUGAGAGUGAUGUUGAAGAAGAUGAGAGGUUUAUCAGCAGUGCACUAUGUCUGCUAGGAUUUAGCAUCAUAUAGUCCAGACUAUAUGAAAAUUUUUUCCACUUAAUGAAGUCAGAAUCGAAGGCAGGAUUAACCGCAUAGGCAGGUAGGCAGGUAAAACCAACAAAGUUAUCAGAAGAAAAUGUCGUACUCACCUGGACCCAGCGUUGUGUCUAUGAAGAGUGAACAGUCGAUGGGUUUGCCAAUUUUGUUUUCAGUGGACCAAAAAAAAAGUUUGUUUAAAAAAAAAAGAUCAGAGUCACCUGAAACCAGCAUUACAUCAGUAAAGAGAAAGUCAUCAGACUCACCAUAUGAACAGGCAGAUGCACCUAGAAAGAAAAAUAAGAAAACAAGGUCUGACUCACCUGGACCAAGCGUUGUGUCUAUGAAGAGUGAACAGUCAAUGGGUUUGCCAAUCAUGUUUUCAGAGGAGCAGAAAAGAUAUAAGAAAAGGUCUGACUCACCUGGGCCAAGCGUUGUAUCACUGAAGAGUGACCAGUCCAUGGGUUUGCCAAUGAAGUUUUCAGAGGAGCAGAAAAAAGACAAACAGGGACUAUCAAAUCCUUUAACUGGGCAGUUGGAAACCGAAUUUCUGCCAACGAGGGCAGAAUAUCCAGCAGACAAUAUUAGAGUGAUGGAGGACAAAGCGCAUCUGAGCAGGACCAGAGAACUUGAUACUUCAUGGAAGCAAAGUUUCAAAUCCAAACUCCAGAAGAAAUUUGAGAGGAUUAGUGAGGGAAUCUUAAAGUAUGGUAACUCAAGGCUUCUAAACGAGGUUUACACAGAACUGUGUAUCACAUCGGAGUUCAGGUGUAGUCAUGUAUAUGAAGAACAUGAGGUCAGUUAUAGUGAGUCUUGCAGGAGUCUAAUAACAGAGGAGUCCAUUAACUGUAAUGAUAUCUUUAAAGCCUUACCUGGAGAUGAGAAGCCUAUCAGAACCCUGCUAACAGAAGGAAUUGCUGGAAUUGGGAAAACAGUGUCUGUGCAGAAGUUUGUUCUGGACUGGACUGAAGGAAAAGCAAAUCAGGAUUUGGACUUCAUUUUUCCAUUUAACUUUAGAAAGUUAAAUUUUCAGAAGAAAAAAUGUUUCAGUUUGUUGGAACUUCUCAAUUUUUAUUUCCCAGAAACCAAAAACCAAAUCAUGGACUUUCAUCAUUACAGAAUCAUGUUUAUCUUUGAUGGACUGGAUGAGUCUCGCUUUACUUUUGAUUUCCUAAACAGCAAAGUGUUGACUGAUCCCACAGCGUCAGCUUCAUUAGACGUACUGCUAACAAAUCUUAUUAAUGGGAAUCUGCUUCCAUCUGCGUUCCUCUGGAUAACAUCUCGGCCGGCAGCAUCCAGUGAGAUUCCUCCUGUUUGUAUUCACAGAGUAACAGAGGUACGAGGAUUCUCUGACCCUCAGAAAGAUGAGUACUUCAGAAAAAGAAUCAGUGAUCAAGACCUGGCUAAUAAAAUCAUCACACACCUGAAAUCAUCUCGAAGUCUUUACAUCAUGUGCCACAUGCCAGUCUUCUGUUGGAUUGCAGCGACUGUUCUCGAGGGAAUGUUCAGUGAAGAAGAAACUGGAGAGGUCCCCAAGACCCUGACUCAAAUGUUCACACACUUCCUGAUCUUACAGAUCAAACGUGGAUGCCUGAAGUACAAAAAACAAGAAGUGGAUCCUGGACAGGUUACAGAUAUUGUAGUUAAACUGGGAAAGCUGGCAUUCCAGCAGCUGGAGAAAAGAAACCUGAUCUUCUAUGAGGAGGACCUCUUGAAGUGUGGUAUUGAUGUAAGAGAGGCUACGGUGUACUCAGGGGUUUGCACUCAGAUCUUUAUCGAGGAAGUGUCUUCACAUCUGGGGAAGGUGUACAGCUUUGUACAUCUGAGUGUUCAGGAGCAUCUUGCUGCUGUGUUUGUCUUUCUCUCAUGUGUCAAUGGAAAUCUCUCAAAACAAGAAGUUCCUGAAAUCCUCGACCUCUCCAGCACAGCAACACUAUUGGACCUUCUAAAGGCAGCAGUUGCCAAGGCUCUAAAGAGUAAGACUGGACACCUGGACCUUUUCCUCCGCUUCCUUAUGGGUCUUUCACUGGAGUCCAAUUCAGUUAUCUUACAAGCCCAUCUUACAGAGACAGGGCGCAGAUAUCUGAGAAACCAUGCUGCUGCCACAAACAAGGAAAUAACUACAUACAUCAAGGAGAAGAUCAGGAAAAAUCCAUCAGAAAAGAAAUCCAUCAAUCUGUUCCGCUGUUUGAAUGAACUAGAUGAUCAGUCUCUGGUACAGGAAGUUCAACAUUUUUUGAGUAAUAGAGUAAAUCAUUGCCUCCGGGGAGUCAAACUUUCAGCAGUUCAGUGGUCCGCUCUGGUUUUCUUGUUAUUGAACUCAAAUGAGGUCCUGGAAGAGUUUGACCUACAGAAAUAUGCACCAUCAGAUGAUUGCUUGAUGAAACUACACCAAGUGGUUGCAAUGUCCAGAAAAGCUCUGCUGUGUAGAUGUAAUCUUACCAGGAAAAGUCUGACAAGUCUGGCUAAAGCUCUCAGCUCACCCUGUUCAUGUCUGAGAGAGCUGGAUCUGAGUGAUAAUAACCUGCAGGACUCAGGAUUCAAACUGCUUUCACCUGGGUUGGAGAGUCCACACUGUAAACUGGAGAUCUUAAGACUUCAUAAUUGCCAACUUACACAGAAAAGUUGUGCAGUUAUUGUUGUAGUUCUUACGUCUAAGUCGACACAUUUGAUAGAGCUGAGUCUCGGCCACAAUAAUCUGCAAGACUCAGGUGUGAAGAGUCUCUCUGGAGCACUGCAGAGUCCAUGCUGCAAACUGAAGUCACUGAGUUUGAAUGAAUGUGGCUUUACAGAAGAAGGCUGUAUCUCUCUUGCUGAAGCUCUGAAGUCAAAUUCGCACCUAAGGGAACUGGAUCUGUGUGCUAAUGACCUGGGAGAACAGGGAGUGAAGAUGCUCACUGAUAUAAAGGAGGAUGAAAAUUACACACUGGAGAAGUUAAAGCUCUGAGAUCUUCAGCCUUGACCUUGUUUAAGGAUGUCUCAUGGAGAUACAUACAACCAUUCACACUUUCUUCAUUUGUACGUCAUCAUUAAUAUAUUAUUCGCUUUGUAAUAUGAAACUGUUUAUGGCAGAUGAAAAAAAGUAGCUUUGUGUUUUCCACCUUUAUGUCCAGCUGUACAAAUGUUCAUCAUAAAGAAGCUCCAGAAUAUAAUCCAUAUUGUUGGAAACUAAGCUACAGAUUGUGUUGAUGAUUGUAGAGGGUUUGUGUGUUUGUUGUUAGACAGUUUUAGUGUUACCUUGAUAAACGUAAUUGGAUAUGAAGAUACUAUAGGAAGUGUGAUUAAGGUUGGUGGUCAUGGUUGCGUGUUGAGCUUGAGAGUGUGAUGUGGGUGUCAGCGAGUACGCAGCCUGAACAUCGCAGCGCUAAGGAACCCACCAAGGUGAGAAGGCCACAGGCGAUCCGAGGAGCCCCCCGUAUCCAGUGGUUCAGUGUGAGCGAUCUUGAUGGUGAGGCAGGAGGGUGGAGCGAUGGUGGCAGUGAAGCGGAAUGGUGAAGCGACAACCUCAGCAAAGCCAGGGGGCAAAGCAACAUUCUCAGUGGAGCUCUGAUGUGGAGCUAUGCCCUCGGUGGAGCAUGAGGGUAGAGCAGCGUCCUCCAUGGGGAUUGGGCAGAAUGAGUUUGGGAAGAAUCUUAAGGUAAUGCCCAAUGUCAGGGAGUGGUUUAAAUCGGUCUGUGUGAAAACACAUAACACAUGAACUAGCAUUUAAUAGCAGCCUGUGGACGUGUUAAUGAUGGUUUACUAUCUAUUGCUUUAAUCAUCUUGGGUGUUUUUAAAGGAUAUUUGUAAUUAAAGGUCUUGUGUGUGUUAGUUAGUAGAGAAUUCUGUGCUGGAAGAGUUGGUUGGCAUACAGUAGCAGACAGAUGUGUACUGCAGGUGAUGAUUCACAGAGAUGAUUUUGGGAGAUUUCCAGCAGUAGCAGGUUAGAAGAUUCAAAAACUAUAUUCUAAAUGGCUGAUGGAAUCCUGACGUGUCACCAGUAAUCUGAGUGUUGCUUUUGUCUGCACAGCAAAUUAUAGUAAAAUCUUAGGAAUAAAGAAGAGAAAACAGUUCGAUCUGAUUGAUAAUAAUUAGAUUUCAGGAUAACAGUGAUAAGUCAGAUCAUGUAUAUAUCAUAUUACAAGCUCAUGUUCUGUAUAGUGCACUUAGAAAACAUGGAGCUAAAAUCCAUCCUCCUCCUUAUUCGAUUCUCCUCUCAUCUCACAGCUACUGAUUAUUAAUCUGUACUUAUUAAAUACAUUUAAGACAUAAAAACAGCAGUUUGUAGCAGUGAACUAAUAUCUCUGUUUUGCACUCUUUCUUAGCGUAAAGAUACAGAAUAUUGUGUAAACAUUUUCCUGUGCUGUUUAACUGUAUUUAAUCUGUCUUAUGAUUUAUGAUCAACAAUGUAAGGCCUGUAAAUGCAUGCUUAUAUAUGUAGAUUACCAGCUUUGACUUCAGAAAAAUCAAAAACUAGUAUUUUUCUUUCACACCUUUACAGCAAACAUAUUACAUUUGUUCUGUCUCUGGUAUCUGAUGGUAUUUUCAGUGAUAAUAAAAUAAAAUAUACAAGAACUUUUAUUUAU